AUGUGCGUGAUUAGCACACCGUUGGUUCCCAAAUUCGCCAUCGGGCCGCCUGUCAUUUUACCCUUGCUGGGACGCGCUGUAUCUACUAUACAUGUACUGGUAACCAAGACUUUGGCAGCCGUUGCUUAUUUACCAUGUGCCCGUAAGAAAGAAAAACAGAGACCUCAACCAUCAAGCACUCUCUCUCCCUCUCUCUUUCCUGCUGGCAACCCGGCAAAUAGUGGUUUAAGGUUAAAUGUCGGCUCGUCUCAACAAGUCGUCAUGUUGACCUCUUGUGCUCACGCUGAGCCCGUCCGUUGUACCGUGUUUCUUGCUGCAUCGGCAUAUGAAAGCGACCACGGCUCACCAUGGUGGGGGGGUACCAUGUGCCCCUCUCGAUCCACAAUGUGGCCCUGCCACUGCGCGGUAGACGGGUAA
Exserohilum turcica Et28A is the source of this 417-nucleotide messenger RNA. RefSeq lists its product as uncharacterized. The transcript has 2 exons. The coding region runs from base 1 to 417 and encodes 138 amino acids. NCBI's taxonomy places the organism in Eukaryota, Fungi, Ascomycota, Dothideomycetes, Pleosporales, Pleosporaceae. The record is from RefSeq and is a predicted model, not a curated record.